AUCAACUACGUCUGAAUGUAAACAAACCAGUGACUCCUUCUCUCUCUCCCGCUCUCUCUCGCCCUGCAGAUCGUGUACGAGAUGGUCACCGACAGCUGGCUGACCUACGUGGAGGGCGUGUGCGUCAUCUGGUUCACCAUCGAGGUGGUGGCCCGCGUCAUCUUCUGCCCCGACAAGGCAGAGUUCUUCCGCAGCGCCCUCAACAUCAUUGACUUUGUGGCCAUCGUGCCCUUUUACCUGGAGGUGGCGCUGCAGGGCCUCUCCUCCAAAACAGCCAAAGACGUACUGAGCUUCCUGCGUGUGGUGCGUUUCGUCCGUAUCCUGCGUAUAUUCAAGCUGACCCGUCACUUUGUGGGUCUGCGGGUCCUGGGCCACACGCUGCGGGCCAGUACUAACGAGUUCCUGCUGCUCAUCAUCUUCCUGGCGCUGGGCGUCCUCAUCUUUGCUACAAUGAUCUACUAUGCCGAGCGCAUCGGAGCCGACCCGGGCGACCCCACCGCUGCGCUCCACACCGACUUCAAGAACAUCCCCAUCGGUUUCUGGUGGGCCGUGGUGACCAUG
This is a messenger RNA of Cynoglossus semilaevis (tongue sole), 561 nucleotides long. RefSeq names its product potassium voltage-gated channel subfamily C member 1-like. Gene Ontology annotation, molecular function: delayed rectifier potassium channel activity. The transcript has a single exon. The annotation marks the transcript as partial. Gene Ontology annotation, cellular component: neuronal cell body membrane; axon terminus; postsynaptic membrane. Gene Ontology annotation, biological process: potassium ion transmembrane transport; action potential. Lineage: Eukaryota; Metazoa; Chordata; Actinopteri; Pleuronectiformes; Cynoglossidae. The record is from RefSeq and is a predicted model, not a curated record.